GCUUGUGUUGUGCUGAAACGUUUGAACUCGGUGUAAGCAAAGAAGUUUUCAUCAUGUCUGUAAUAGAAAACCCCAAUGCUGAAACCUCUGUAGAAGCCGAUAACUCUGAAACCAAAGAAGACGAUGAUGGAAAUAGUAGCAUAGGUGAAUACAUUGACAGUCCUGAGAAUGAAAUUCCUGAAGAACAUGCUCAAGUACGUAGCCCCACACCUCAAGAAGGAAAGCCUUUUACUGCAAUGGAAGGUGAAUUAGACUUUGAAGAUGAAGUAAAUAAUGAGGAUAAAAGAAAAGAUAGCCUUGAAAACUCGGAAUUGGAGAAUGCAGAAGUUAAAGAUAAAUUAGAUUCACAAGCUGAUGAUGCAGAAGAACCAUCAACUGAAAAUGCAGAAGAAGGCGAGGAAACGAAAAAGGAAAAGUUGGAUGAAUCAAUAGAAGAAGGUGAAGAUGAUGGUGAAAUUACAGAUGAUGAUGAUCUUGAAGAAGGGGAAGUGAAAGAUGUUACACCGGCUCCAAAGCAGCAAACUCGUCAAGCAGCUGUCUGUCGAUUUUUCAAUCGAGGCCAAUGUACUUGGGGUAGCAGUUGUCGUUUUUUGCAUUUAAGUGUGAGUGAAAGAGGAAACUACAAUAUGUUUGGUCCACCAGCAAGGUAUCCACCAUAUGUUGCUUCAAAUGUUUCACCAAAUAUUCAAAUAGUUCCCCAACGAUCUGGCAAUCGCCCUGCACCAGAUUUUAUGCCAGGACCUCCUCCACCCAUGCCUCCACCUGUAGAACCUAGUCCUGUGGAAACUGCUUGGGAAAGGGGUCUAAGACAGGCAAAAGAAUUGGUGAAAAAAGCAAAUAAAAGAAAGGAAGAAGAGCCUGAUUUUGAAGAUAAACGACUUAAUUUGAGUAUAGAUAUCAAUGAGAAAAAUUCUCCUGAUUAUGACAAAGAAAACGAAUACUUUGACAAGCCAUACAAAAGGCAAAAUGAUAUGCAUUCAUAUAAAUAUGAUGAAAGUGAUCCAUUUGACAAUGAAGACAGAACAGCUAGAGAACAUUGGAGGGGAGGCAGAUAUGAAAAUUUUGAAAUAAGGUGGACUAGAGAUGACAUUGGAGAUCAGCGCAGAGAAAGGUCCAGAGGGAGAAGAGUUUCAGUUGACAGAGAAAGAGAUAAGUUCUCGAAGCAUGGGAGAAAUAAAGAACGAUGGAGAGAUGAUCGCCUAUUUGAAGUUCAACACAGUGGCAAUAGAACUAGAGCUGAUGAUUGGGUUGAUCCUUGGAGGAGAUCAAAGACACCCAAAACUGGGGGUAGACAAACUCGCUCUAGGUCUGGCUCAUAUUCAUCAGUUUCAAGUUACUCAUAUUCUGACAGGUCGUCUAGAUCUUCAUAUAGUUAUUCACGUAGCUCAUCAAGUUCUCGGAGCUCCAGGAGCCCAUCUGUUUUACAAAAAAGGAAGGUUUCACCCCCAGCUGAAAAUCUCUCCCCCAAAGGAGGUUCCAACAGAUUUAGCACUGUUAAAAAGAAGUCAGGCCCUAGAUCAAGCUCUUCAAGGUCUUUAUCUAGGACUCCUUCUGUUUCAAGAUCGCGUUCAUAUUCUCGAAGUUUAAGUAUGGAUAGUGUGUCUUCUGCUUCGAGUAGUGUCUCACAUUCAUCUUCAGCUUCUGAAUCAAUAGGAAUUCGUAAUGCUCAUCCGUCUAUUCUCAGAAGAAGUGAUAAACCUUCAAUAGAGAAAAGUGAUUCGAAACGUGGUACGACAAGUCUUUAUGAAGAAAUGCAAAAGCAUGUUCCACAGCAAGAAAGUCUAAAGCGGAAAGGUGAUAAACUUUCAGUAGAGAAAAGUGAUUCGAAACGUGGUACAACAAGUCUUUAUGAAGAAAUGCAAAGGCAUGUUCAACGUCAAGAAAACCUAAGGCGAAAAGGUGACAAGCCUUCAACAGAGAAAAGUGAUUCAAAAGGUGGAACAAACAGUCUUUAUGAAGAAAUCCAGAGGUAUGCUCGACAUGACAAGGCGAACAAUUCCCUUAGCACGAAUGAACGUGAAAUGAAUUCUGCGCCAGCACCAGAAUCAACUGCGCCAGAAAUGACUGGUGUGCCUAGUAUUCAUCACCUUCUGCCAUCUAUGGACAAAAAAGAACCUGUUAAAGGAUUACACAAGCAGCAAAUUAAAUUAACUCUACUAAAUAAGCCACCACCAGCUAAACUAAUGAAUUUUCCGAAGAAAGAAAUUGAAAGCAUUAAAAAUGAAUCUUCAAAAAUCGAUACACCAACCCAAUCUGGCACAAAAAGACCCCUUUCUCCUUCACCUGUGGCAAGUGCUAAAGUGGCAGCAACUCCCACAACUCCUAAAAAAUCCGCCAGCUCUCGUAGAGACGAACUUUUAAAACAACUGAAAGCAGUUGAAGAUGCUAUUGCAAGAAAAAGAGCAAAGAUUUGUUGAAAAUUAUUUUUUUGUAAAUUUUUUGUUUUUUGGCCAACUAGCUGACAUUUUCACAAAAUAUUUGUUGGCAAACAUCAUAUGUUAACAUUUGACGGAAAGUCGAAUGACAGAUUGUCUCAUCGCUCAUCUUUUAUGCAUAUUCUUUUAUUAAUAAAUGUUUCUUGUACAUUAUGUAAGCCAUGUUUCAAUAGGUGUAUGGCAUGACACGAAAAAUAUUUAAUAAAAUGUGGUUUUCUUUGAUAGUGUUGAUGUAAUUAUCCAUAAAACCUGUCAAAACUUGUUUUAAUUCCCUUUUACUGAUCAGUAUUUCCCCUCCCCCUUUUUUUAAAUAUUUUGUUGCAAAUGUCAAUGCAAAAUUUUAAUUGUUAUUUAUAUAUGUUGCAAUAUUCGUUUAAGCGUUUAAUAAGUAAAUCUUUGAAAGAUGUAAACAUAAUGGAAAAGUUAUUUUGCUUUUUUUCAUUGAAAUAUGCUUUUGAAUAGUUAAGAAAUUCUUAGAAAUAAACUUUUAAAAUUUACUAAGCUAUAAAUAAAUUGCAAAAUUUUUGGUAAGGAAUUAAGUUGAUUAGAUAACUACGUAUAGUUACUCAGAGAGUUGGAAUAUAAUGUUGCGCUUUUAAGCUUGUUUUGUGUAAACAUUCAAAAAUGCUUAUGUUGUAUCUAAAGAAGUGUAUAUUAAAUUGUUUGAUCAAAAGUUAUCGAAACACUUUAAUGAGCUUCGAUAUAUAUAUAUUCAUUACACUAACCAUCAUAAAUAUAUCUUACAUCCAUUUUUAUUUGCCAUUACAACAAACAGUAUGCAUUUUUGCAUCACCCAUAUCUUCUUC
Messenger RNA from Uloborus diversus, 3241 nucleotides. Its product is annotated as zinc finger CCCH domain-containing protein 18-like. Bases 54 to 2417 code for a protein of 787 amino acids. The transcript has 19 exons. The record is from RefSeq and is a predicted model, not a curated record. NCBI's taxonomy places the organism in Eukaryota, Metazoa, Arthropoda, Arachnida, Araneae, Uloboridae. Gene Ontology annotation, molecular function: metal ion binding.